Molecule: messenger RNA, 1875 nt
Organism: Durio zibethinus
Lineage: Eukaryota; Viridiplantae; Streptophyta; Magnoliopsida; Malvales; Malvaceae
Product: mitochondrial carrier protein CoAc2-like
Biological process (GO): transmembrane transport
Cellular component (GO): mitochondrial inner membrane
Source: RefSeq, a predicted model, not a curated record
CACGACACGAGACUCAAUUAUUCAUUCCACGCUCACCACUGCCCAUUGGCCACCAGAGCAAACUUUUUCUGACAAGUUGGAAUCAAUGAGAAACCCAAAAAAAGAAAUCCUCACGGUCAAGAUUACAAGAUUCUUGAUCAACAAAAGGCUAUAAAGCCAGUACCAUUCCAGCAUGAGAUCGAGCUGAAAGCAGGUCCACCAAACUCGUGAGCCAAUUAGCUUCCCUUCACUUGCACAACGGGUAUCUACCAAGGAGCCAAGGUGUGUACUCCUCCAAGGCUCCGACUUGUCAGUUGUCCAAAACAUAUAAAAAAACACAGUUUUCGGAACCAAUACUGACCCCAGCUCUCCUCCUCUCUUUCCCUUCCUUACUAUACUGUUCUUUAAUAACUAAUAAUCUUUUUACAAGAAAUAUAUCUCUUUUUCUCUCCAUCUGGGGCUUCGAGCCGUAGUUGAAAUGACAAAGAAGGUAGAAGAAAGAGAGAUGGGCAUGUUCUUUGAUGGGAUCAUAGAAUCCAUGCCUUUGUUUGCAAAGGAGUUAGUUGCUGGAGGUGUUGCUGGGGGCCUUGCAAAGACCGUUGUUGCCCCACUUGAGCGUGUCAAGAUUUUGUUUCAGACUAGAAGAGCAGAAUUUCACAGCGUAGGCCUCUUUGGAUCCUUUAAAAAGAUUGCAAAGACAGAAGGCAUCAUGGGUUUCUACAGAGGAAAUGGUGCUAGUGUUGCUCGAAUUGUUCCCUAUGCAGCACUUCAUUAUAUGGCUUAUGAACAGUACCGUCGAUGGAUCAUCAAAGGUUUUCCUGACAUUGGUAGAGGCCCUGUACUUGAUCUUGUGGCUGGAUCAUUUGCUGGAGGAACUGCUGUGCUUUUUACUUAUCCUCUUGAUUUGGUUCGGACUAAAUUAGCUUAUCAGGUUGUUGGUCCAACAAAGAUUCAUGUGAAAGGGGUAGUUAAUACAGAACAAAUUUAUAGAGGAAUUCUUGAUUGCUUUUCAAAGACUUACAAAGGGUCAGGGCUCAGAGGUCUUUAUCGUGGUGUGGCUCCAUCACUUUAUGGAAUCUUCCCAUAUGCUGGUUUGAAGUUUUACUUCUACGAGGAGAUGAAACGCCACGUCCCUGAUGAGCAGAAGAAAAAUAUAAUGGUGAAUCUAGUAUGUGGAUCUGUAGCUGGUCUGUUGGGCCAAACUUUCACAUAUCCUCUUGAUGUUGUGAGGAGGCAAAUGCAGGUCCAAAGGCUCUUGGCAUCCAACAGUCCUGAGUUGAAAGGAACAAUGGAAACACUUAUUAUGAUUGCUAAAAAUCAAGGCUGGAAGCAGUUAUUUUCGGGGCUGAGCAUCAACUACCUGAAGGUUGUACCAUCUGUUGCAAUUGGUUUUACAGUUUAUGACAUCAUGAAAUCUAGCCUGAGAGUUCCAUCCCAUGAUGAAGCUGUGAUAGAAGUGGUAACAAAUAAAAGAAAUACCCAAACAUCAUCUCUUCACCCAUAGUAAUAAGUAAUAUUCAUCUCAUCGAUUCUUAUACUGGUCAUCAAGGGGCUUUGCUUCACCUUUAAAAUUCUUAUCUUAUAACUGACCAAGUCAGGCCAUCUAACUUGUACAUUCCAUUCUUUUAAGCUUUAUUAUAGGACUUCUAUAGGUUUUAUUUCCUCACCAAAUAAAUUUUGUACAAGAUCAAGCUUACAUAGUUUUCAAGGGAUGAUCCUGUAGCAAACUGUAUUGAUUGGACUUGUAACAGUUUCUCCAUCAAGGAUGAUAUUGAUGAGUCUUCCAAGUUUAGAUUCAUUAGCAAUGUACAUAUUUAGGGGUAUUAAUUCAAUAAAGAAAUUUGACUGCUGCAAUGUAUCGUCUGUUGAGAAAUUAAUAUCAGCUUUCUCUUAAUU